AGCUACUGGAAAAUGAUAAAUCAGCAGGGAAACGGGAGAACUUCUAGAAAAAUAAAAAAUAGCAGUUGAACGCUGGAUGUAUCGUGAAACGAACACUUACGAUGAACCACAAAAUUUCACAAGCUGACGGGUUUCCUACGUGUAAUCUCACAGAUAUUUAUAACUCUGAACUCUUGAUUGGAGGUGAUGCCGUCUCGCAACUUUCAAAUUUCUAUAUGGUUGCCUUGAAAACUAUGCUGGAGCCUUCUUAUAAAAUCUGGGCAUUUACUUACCGACCAAGCUGUGUUCGCCGUGUUGAUAGACAUUUUCAAGAGCUUCCACCAAAAGUGACAACAGCGAUUAUUGAAGUCGCAUUCGAUAUUGUUGGAGUUUAUUUGCCGGUUGAGCUGUCAUACGGUUCGAUUGAUAUGGAGCAUGAAUUCAUCAAAACGCUUGGAGAAGGAGCAGAACUUGAGGUUCAGCGCCGUAGGGACGAAAGAAUCACAGUGUUCAAGAACGCAGUAGAAGCCCUUGGCAAAGCAAUGAACAAUCUUCGAACAUAUCACUUUGAUAUUGCUAAAGGAGCACUAUUCAACUGCAAUAAACGAUCUUAUUGCGAGCAUCAUCUCAAGUGGGGACAGGUUCGAAAGUUCAGAGAACAGCAUCAGGAUGGAGACGUCACCAGAAGAAGUUAUCAGAUUUGCAACCGGUCAACGCAAUGAGCAUGAUGUCUCCGCUGCUGGACGAUCGGUCAAAGACUCCACCCACUGAAGCUUAAUUUUUCGUUGUUUUUUUUUGUAAUUGAUUUUUGUUGUUAACCCUGUUCAUGUUUUGUCCUUAAAUAAAUAUUUUCCACAGGAAA
Messenger RNA from Caenorhabditis elegans, 841 nucleotides. It is a transcript of the gene Y61A9LA.4, whose product is annotated as GED domain-containing protein. The transcript has 6 exons. The coding region runs from base 102 to 701 and encodes 199 amino acids. The record is from RefSeq and is marked reviewed. NCBI's taxonomy places the organism in Eukaryota, Metazoa, Nematoda, Chromadorea, Rhabditida, Rhabditidae.